This is a messenger RNA of Carica papaya (papaya), 1300 nucleotides long. NCBI's taxonomy places the organism in Eukaryota, Viridiplantae, Streptophyta, Magnoliopsida, Brassicales, Caricaceae. The record is from RefSeq and is a predicted model, not a curated record.
AAUUUUCAGAUCCUCUCCAACCCAGAAUUCCUCGCCGAGGGAACUGCAAUUCAGGACCUCUUUAAUCCUGAUCGUGUCCUCAUUGGAGGAAGAGAGACCCCCGAGGGAUGCAAGGCGAUUCAAACCCUGAAAGAUGUUUAUGCUCAUUGGGUCCCUGUGGAUCGCAUUUUAUGCACCAAUCUCUGGUCUGCUGAGCUCUCAAAACUUGCUGCCAAUGCCUUCUUGGCACAGAGGAUCUCCUCUGUUAAUGCUAUGUCAGCCCUGUGUGAGGCAACGGGGGCAGAUGUAUCCCAAGUGUCGCAUGCCAUUGGUAAGGACUCGAGAAUUGGACCCAAGUUCCUGAACGCCAGUGUGGGCUUUGGUGGAUCAUGCUUCCAGAAGGAUAUCUUGAACUUGGUCUAUAUUUGUGAAUGCAAUGGCCUACCAGAGGUAGCAAAUUACUGGAAACAGGUUAUUAAGGUGAAUGACUACCAAAAGACUCGCUUUGUUAAUCGGAUUGUUUCCUCAAUGUUUAACACUGUUUCGACCAAAAAGAUUGCCAUCCUAGGGUUUGCCUUCAAGAAGGACACUGGUGACACUAGGGAGACUCCAGCAAUUGAUGUGUGUAAAGGGCUGUUACAAGAUAAGGCUCAGUUGAGCAUUUAUGAUCCACAGGUUCCCGAAGAUCAGAUUCGAAGGGAUCUUGCAAUGAAAAAGUUUGACUGGGACCAUCCGGUUCAUCUGCAGCCGCUGAGCCCUACUGCUAUCAAGCAAAUCAAUGUUGUCUGGGAUGCUUACACAGCAACCAAGGAUGCACAUGGGAUUUGCAUCCUGACUGAGUGGGAUGAAUUCAAGAAACUUGAUUUCCAGAAGAUUUACGACAAUAUGCAAAAACCUGCAUUUGUAUUUGAUGGUAGGAAUAUUGUGGAUGUUGAGAAGCUGAGGGAAAUUGGAUUCAUUGUGUACUCCAUCGGUAAGCCACUGGAUUCAUGGCUGAAGGACAUGCCAGCUGUGGCAUAGAGAGAACAAAGCAUAAUCCGGAGCAGCAGGUUGAGGUUGAAAUGAUUUUGAAGGAGGACUGACAUCCUAUAAAUUCUUUGUCUUCUUACAACACAUUAUAUUCCUUUUAGAAUUGGGAUUCCGUUAUUUUUUUCUUUUUUUUUUUUUUUUUCUCUUGGUCCUUUUUGUAUUUCCUGAUACUGUAGGGUCUGAAUCUCCUUUUCUUUAGAGAAGAUUCUGCAUUUGGUAAGUGGUAGGAUAACUGGAUUUGUUACUUGGUUUAAUAUAUAAUAAAACACUAGACAUCAUUAUCAUUUCAAUA